AUGGCUGACUUGGUGUUUCUUAUAGCGCUUUAUUCAUCGCUCAACCUUUUCUUAGCCUUCCUCACACCCAAAUUCGAUCCUUCUAUCGAAGAAGAUGAGCAGAUGGACAAUAUCGAAGGCGGAGCUGAGGAUUCUCAUUCAAACUCGUACGGCGGCGGCGGUGGUUACGGUCUUGGCGCAGGUGGUGUUAUGGAUCAAGACGAGGAGUUCAGACCUUUCAUACGUCGUCUUCCUGAGUUCAAAUUUUGGUACUCUGCCACACGCGCCAUAGUAGUAUCACUUCUCUGCACCACUACCCAAGCAACUGAUAUCCCUGUAUACUGGCCAAUCCUCCUUCUUUACUUCUUUAUCCUCUUUUCUCUCACCAUGAGGAGACAGAUUGAGUGGGUGACGAGUUUGGCAGUACAAACAUUUACUCACAGCACCUCCACAGACACAUGA
This is a messenger RNA of Wallemia ichthyophaga EXF-994, 441 nucleotides long. Its product is annotated as Protein RER1. Gene Ontology annotation, cellular component: Golgi membrane. The coding region runs from base 1 to 441 and encodes 146 amino acids. The record is from RefSeq and is a predicted model, not a curated record. Gene Ontology annotation, biological process: retrograde vesicle-mediated transport, Golgi to endoplasmic reticulum; protein retention in ER lumen. The transcript has 3 exons. Lineage: Eukaryota; Fungi; Basidiomycota; Wallemiomycetes; Wallemiales; Wallemiaceae.